AUGACAAUGGAGGAGCGACGGUUAACGGAUCUGGCGCGGAUGGUGCCGGCGACCCUCCUGCUCGUCGGCACCUCGGAAAAGGUCAUCACGAGCAUCAAGGGCGCCCGCGAGCUGCUCGCCGGGGACAAGUGGGGAUUUGACGACUCCGACGACCCCGCGUCUCCGCCUUCGAAUCACGCCCGAGGCGGAGACCGCGGCGCCAGCGACCCGGUGGAGACCACCGGAGGCGGCGAUCACAGCGUGGAGACCACAGGAGGCGGCGACCACAGCGUCGGUGGCGUACCCUUGAAGCCGACUUGCGGCAGCCCGGCCAACCUCCGCGGCGGGAUCCCCGUGAACAACGGCGGCGGCGAGGGCACCAUUGGAAUCCGGGAUUGCACGUCCCCCGGCUUCGACAAGUGGGCCGACGCUGCCGACAUCCUCGCCACCGCGCUGGCCCCAGAGGGCCACCUCCCCGUCGCCUACCGCGAGAUCACGCGCCUCGUCUCGCUUCACGCCGAGGCCGGGCACGUCUUCGUCGUCUGCGCCGCGCGCCUCGGCCUCCAACACGUCGACGACGACGAUGACGAAGACGCGCGUACCGGCGUCCAAACCGACCACAACGCGCCGUGGAAGCGGUGGAUGGACCUCCGGGAGGCCGCCGUCCGCCACGCCCACGACGCGCUGCUCCGGUUGAGCUGCGCCGCGUCGGCGGCUGCCGCGGCCGAGGACUUCCUCCGGUGGCGCUCCAACGAGUCCCCGCGCUGGGAAGGGUGGCGGUCGGCGGCGAGGCAGCUCGUGCAGGACGCCAGGCGCAGCCUCGGCGAGGCCAAGGACGCGGUGAGGCUGAUGCGCGACGCCGUGCUGUGUGAGUUCUUCGAGACCUGGAUGAUUCUGAAACGCGCGUAA
Panicum hallii is the source of this 888-nucleotide messenger RNA. RefSeq lists its product as uncharacterized. NCBI's taxonomy places the organism in Eukaryota, Viridiplantae, Streptophyta, Magnoliopsida, Poales, Poaceae. The transcript has a single exon. The coding region runs from base 1 to 888 and encodes 295 amino acids. The record is from RefSeq and is a predicted model, not a curated record.